This is a messenger RNA of Alligator sinensis (Chinese alligator), 5558 nucleotides long. RefSeq names its product exosome component 10 (gene EXOSC10). Gene Ontology annotation, cellular component: nuclear exosome (RNase complex); nucleolus. Bases 16 to 2781 code for a protein of 921 amino acids. NCBI's taxonomy places the organism in Eukaryota, Metazoa, Chordata, Crocodylia, Alligatoridae. The record is from RefSeq and is a predicted model, not a curated record. Gene Ontology annotation, molecular function: 3'-5'-RNA exonuclease activity; nucleotide binding; nucleic acid binding. The transcript has 25 exons. Gene Ontology annotation, biological process: exonucleolytic trimming to generate mature 3'-end of 5.8S rRNA from tricistronic rRNA transcript (SSU-rRNA, 5.8S rRNA, LSU-rRNA); nuclear polyadenylation-dependent snRNA catabolic process; poly(A)-dependent snoRNA 3'-end processing.
ACUUCCUCUCCCAGGAUGCGCAUGCGCCAGCCAGGAUGGCGGCCCCGGUCUCGCGAGAGCACUCUACCACCGCACGACUCCAUGUCCAAGAUGGCCGCUACCGCUGGGGGUGGAGGCAGCGGCAGCGCAGCGAAAAAGAGCAAGAUGACGACCAAGAGCAGCGGCGGCGCAGCCGGGGAGGCCGCGGAGCCGCCGGAAGGCGGCGGGGAUGCGGUGCUGCCUGGUUUCCGGGACGCCGACUCCUUCGCCAAGUAUGCCCUCGGCACAGUGGUGGCUGCUACCAAGGCAUCUAAUGGGCUCCCUCAGCCGGGAGACGAGUACGACUUCUACCGAAGCUUUCCUGGGUUCCGAGCCUACUGUGAAACGCAAGGAGACAGGCUGCUUCACUGCAUGAGCAGAGUGAUGCAGUACCACGGCUGUCGCAGUCACAUCAAGGAUCGCAGCAAAGUGACAGAGCUGGAAGACAAAUUUGAUUUGUUGGUCGACUCCAACGAUGCAAUUCUUGAACGAGUGGGUAUUUUACUGGAUGAAGCAGCAGGAGUGAACAAAAAUCAGCAGCCUGUCCUGCCAGCGGGGCUGCAGCUCCCCGAGACCAUCGUUUCCAGCUGGAACCGCAAGAGUGCAGAAGCCAAGAGAACGAAGUCUGAAACCUUCCGGCUGCUUCAUGCCAAGAAUAUUACUCGGCCACAAUUAAAGUUUCGGGAGAAGAUUGACAAUUCCAACACUCCCUUCAUUCCUAAACUUUUUGUAAAACCCAAUGCUCUGAAACCACUGCCUGAAGCACUUGCCAAGAGCAGACGGGAGCGAAAGGAGCGUCCUGAGGACUUGGAUGUGCCGGCUGCACUGGCGGAUUUCCUCCAUCAGCAGAGGACCCAGCAGACUGAGCAAGACAUGUUUGCUCACCCCUACCAGUAUGAACUGGAGCAUUUUUCUCCACCAGAUGUAGUUCUUGAGAAACCAGAGCCCCAGAUGUUCAGGCCUCUUGAGGAUGCGCCUUGCCAUUUUGUCUCCACACUGGAUGAGCUGGUAGAACUAAAUGAAAAGCUUGUCAACUGCAAAGAGUUUGCUGUGGAUUUGGAGCACCACUCCUAUCGGAGCUUCUUGGGAUUGACAUGUCUGAUGCAGAUCUCCACCCGGACAGAGGAUUUUAUCAUUGACACACUGGAGCUUCGGAGUGACUUGUAUAUUCUGAACGAGCCCUUCACAGACCCCGCAAUUGUAAAGGUCUUUCAUGGCGCAGAUUCGGACAUGGAAUGGCUACAGAGAGACUUUGGCUUGUACUUGGUGAACGUGUUUGAUACGCACCAGGCGGCCCGUCUCCUCAACCUUGGCCGGCAUUCUCUAGACCAUUUGCUGAAGCUCUACUGCAACGUGGAGGCUGACAAGCGGUACCAGCUGGCUGACUGGCGGAUUCGCCCUUUGCCAGAGGAGAUGCUGCAUUAUGCCCGGGAUGACACUCACUACCUGCUCUACAUUUAUGACAAGCUGAGGGAGGAGCUGUGGAACAGAGGGAACGGAAAGCCCACACAGCUCCAGGUUGUGUGGCAGCGGAGCAGGGACAUCUGCUUGAAGAAAUAUAUCAAACCCAUCUUCUCAGAUGACUCCUAUCUUGAGCUCUACAGGAGACAGAAAAAGCAUCUCAACACACAGCAGCUAACUGCCUUUAAGCUUCUUUAUGCCUGGCGGGACAAGCUAUCACGCCAAGAGGACGAGAGUACAGGGUAUGUGCUGCCAAACCACAUGCUGCUGAAGAUAGCAGAAGAGCUGCCCAAAGAACCCCAGGGCAUCAUUGCUUGCUGCAACCCAGUCCCGCCUGUAGUUCGCCAACAGAUCAAUGAACUGCAUCUCCUUAUCCAACAAGCCCGAGAGAUGCCUCUGCUCAAGUCUGAAGCAGCUUCGGUGACAAAGAAGGGACCUCUCUCCAAUCCAGAGAAGCCAGAAAAUCACUUAUUUGGACCUCAUGACAGUUCCCACAUUACCCUGGACGAUCCCCAGAACCACUUGUCAUUAGCACCUGCCCCAGCUCUGAAGUGUGGGAGUCUCUUUUCAGACGGGGAAGAGACAGAUAGCGAAGGAACGUUGCCAGAUUCCACAUGCCUUGUUGCUACAGCCACCAUCAACAUCUUCAAUGAACCUGAUGGGGAAGAAGGAGGGACUGAGAAGAAUUUAACGGUUGCGCAGCAAAAGGCUCGGCGCAUUAUGGAGUCCUUUGAAAACCCGUUCAGGAUGUAUCUGCCUGCAGAACAGAACCCCGCCCACGUCUCUCAGUCAGCAAAGUUUGACCCAUCAUCCAAAAUUUACGAAAUCAGCAAUCAGUGGAAGCUGAUGAAUCAGACACAACUGCAGAAAGAGGCAAAGGAAGAAGCCAAAAAGAAAGUAGCACAGCAGACAGCGGCUCGGGAGCAGGCCCAGAAGGAGUGCAAAAUGGCUGCAGAAAAUGUUGUUUCAGUUCGUGAACAAGCCGCGCAGGAGCAAGCUGGCAAGAAAAGGGAGAGAAUUGCAAGUGAGCCUGAAACAGAGCUGCCAAAGCAAGAAAAGAAACGGCCAAAAGCCUCCCAGCAACCAGAGGAGCAGGAGACGCCAAAGGAGUUCACCCCCUUUGAUUACAGCAAGUCUGACUUCAAAGCGUUUGCGGGAAGCAGCAAGUCCAAGCAGUCCUCGCAGUUUGAUCCAGCCAAGCAGGCCCACACAGGCAAGAAAUUUGGUGGAGCCAACAAACUUCAACAACAAGCUGGAAAUAAAAGCAUGUCCUACCUCGCUGGGAAAAGCAAUAGGCAGUAAUCUCGUGUGUUCUGUAAGAGAGGAAAGAGUGCAAGUACUUUUGAACUGAAAAUCAGCAGUAGCUGCUUUGCCCAAACAGUACAGAGGUGAUGCACAGACUUGCUGAGAGCAACGUAACUAGGUUAAAAUGGUUGGAACGGACCAAAGGAGGAGUCGGCUUGGCAGUCUCACCCCCACUACUUGGUACUUCUAUCUGCGACCUCAACCCUUGUUCCAAAUGCUAAUGACUGGAGGCUUGUGAUGCCCUUGAAACAGGUAUGUAGCCUCAGUUGCAGAACUGAAGCACAGAGCCAGCAUGACUUGGCUAACUUGCAGGUAGGGCUGGCACUGAAACCCAGAUCUCUGGAGACGUUCUUACCAUCCAAGCCUUUGCGCUCAGAUCUGCAUAAUCUUAUUUUAUCCACCCCUUUGUGCUUGUGGAGCUUGACCUGUUAACGAGGGCAGGGUGAUAGGAACUGAGUAAAUUCAAAAAGUCCCUUUCUGUGCUCUAAAAUAUGGGGCACUUGUGCUCCAAGAGCUUCAGCUCACAAAAAAACGGAGUGCCCGUCUCUUCUGCUUAUUUCCAGGCCUGUUUCUGGUUUAUUUUUUAAUUUGGGUUAUUGUGGGGGGUUUGUUAGUGUAGGAGUUUUGUCGUGAAUAGUGUCAGCCAAGUUACGCUGUGGAGCAUCGCAGCUCUGUCCUUUCCUACUCCUAAAAUCCAUUUGUCCAGCUGAACAUUAUGCCUGCAGUGUCUCUUUGAAGAGAGGUAAUUGGAAAGCAAUUUUCCUUACGAAUAUUAUGUGCCAUUCCCACAGCCCACUUUCAACAGUCACUGCUGCUGUCAAUUGCAAUUUCCUUUCAGCUUUGCCACCUCUGCUAUCUUUUUUAAUUGAGGUAGCAGUGACUUUAUUGAGAGCUCCAUUGGCUGCGGAGAUUAAAAAAUCCUGGGGUUUCUAUGGCCUCUCUUCCCUCAUUUAGAAUUGUAUACAAUGUAACGUUUUCAAAGGUGCUCUUAAUUUUCUUCCUUUUUCCCCUUUUUGAAUUGGGGCUUGCUGCCUCGGGUUUUAAAAAAACGUUCUUAAUGAAGAUGACUGGCAAAUCUAUGCAUGUUCUUUCUGUCUACCGAUGCACAAUUACAGCUGUCAUUCAGGUGCAGUGAUAUGCUGCAGUCCUGUAAUGCAUAAAAACCACUCAAGAAAAACAUUUUGGCCUAAAAACUCAGUUUUGAUAACUGCUCUUUUUGUGUGGCUUUUCAGCCUGUUCUUUGAAAUUUUGCGCCCAGUGUUUUAUAACGUUUUUGGAUGUGUUCCAGGGCACAUUAUCAGCAGAAUGGAAAUUACUUUCCUAGCAUCUUGGCAUUGAAAAAUAAAUUAAUUUAAAAAAAAUGGGGUGUGAUUUGGAAUGCUUUAGUUAAUGUGCCUUUAAAUGGCUCUGAUUUUCUGAAAAUUAGGCCCCUCUAAGGUGUGUCCAGUCAGUCACUCAAAGUCGUUAGUCAUAUCUUCUCAAUCAACAUGUUAAUUACUGUGCAGUAAUUACCUCUUUCUUAGCAACUCAGAAGCGAUUUGAUCUUUUGGUAAAGAGAACAGCUAACCUUUUGAAUUUAAGUAUGGUUGCCUCCCUUGCUGAAAUGGGUGUGCCAUUUGUGUCAUGCUUAAUAGUUUUCAUAAAGAAUUGUUUUAGUAGAGCACUAUAAACACCCAUUUUGCUUUACAGGAACAUAGCACUAGAAAGCAAACUAGUAGCUCUAAGCAUCUCUGGAUGAAAGUGGUGUAUGGAUUAUCUCUUGAUCUUUCUGUUAGCCCUCCAAUCUCCAAGAGGAUUGGAUUUUGUGCAACCCAGGAUCUUUCGAGCAAAUAUUGGCAAGAUUUCAUAGAAGCAGGCUGCUGUCAUUCCCCAGUUUGACCUGUGGCAGGUUGAUGGUGGUUUUCUGUAGAGUUUAAAUGGUGGCUUGUAUGGGCUAGUUUGGAUAGGGAUGAUAUUGUCCCAGACAAGGGGCUGUACUAGACCCUCGGCGGUCCCUUCCAGCCCUGCUUCUCUGCGACUCUGGCCUGUCCGGUGUGACCAGCGCUUAAGGAAGCCGGCUGGGAGGACAGUCGCUCGCCCAAGUAAGUUACUAGGCAGCACAUGCACCUGUUGCAGAAUCGAGCCAUCUUUUUUUGCAGAGAGGUGCUCUGCACACCAGCUUUAUGUCGAAACUUCUUUCCAGAUCCUGUCUAGUCGUACAUUAGAGCAUCCUGAUCAUCAGGAUAAUUGACCUGUUGGAGCUAUUCUUGCCUUUCAUUUUUUAAACAAUUUAUUCCAGAUGAUAGGAACAGCAUUCAUAGUGCAACCGGGGCUGAGUUGAAGAUCGAGACCAGUAUUGGCUAUGAGCGGAUACAGGCAGGUCACUACGAAAUCUUCCCAACCCGGUCGGGGGGCCGAGGGGAGGAGCAGUGCUGAAUCCUCCGCAGUUGCCGAUAUUCGGUUCUCUUCCCGGUGUCUUGUCCUUCGUCAGGGCUGACAGCGCAGCGCUGGUACCUCUCCACCCCGCUGCUCUCCCACCUGGCCCCGGCUCCACUUCCUCCGUCUGAAGGAGGGAGCGGGGGUCGCAAACUUGUGCUCCCUCUCGGUGCAGCUCCUUGCGCUAGUCCGCCAAGGCGCAUCUCUGCCCUGCUGCAGGCCGGAGCGGUCCCCACGAAGCUGAUGCCUGCCCUGGACUCGAGCUGCCUGGGGCUGGCCUUGCCCUGUGCCCUCCCGCCCCGGAGGCUACGGGGGGGGGAAAGGAGGAUCCUCGAGCCCAGCAGCCAGGACAGGUUCGU